This is a messenger RNA of Dibothriocephalus latus, 414 nucleotides long. The record is from the annotation of a GenBank genome assembly. Lineage: Eukaryota; Metazoa; Platyhelminthes; Cestoda; Diphyllobothriidea; Diphyllobothriidae.
GCCUUCUUGAAUAAGGAUUUGCAGAUAACUUGCGACGAGGCAUUCUACAACGCUGUGGAACACUUUUAUGAGAUCUUCCUGAAAUCCGAAAACGUUGAGCGGAUGGUGAAAACCGGAGCCUUCUCAAUGCAUGACAUACGGGAAGUCUUCAUCAGCAGCAUUGAACAACGGCUGGCACGUUUCAGCGAAAUUGAUGGACUACCCAAGCAGACAGUAAUUAGUGCCUGGAAGAUAAAAUUUGACCAAAUCUGUCGAGGUGGUGAAGGUCCCUGCCCCAUUGCCAACAGACUUGGCUCUCAGCAACUGGAACUCACCAACCCAACCAGGGAACAACUCUACGAGAUCUUUAUGCGCAUCUUAUCCAUAAAGAAGUACGAGCAUCAAAUCCUCUUCAAUGCCUGCCAGGUGAAUUAA